Coregonus clupeaformis (lake whitefish) is the source of this 1261-nucleotide messenger RNA. RefSeq names its product SCL-interrupting locus protein homolog. Gene Ontology annotation, cellular component: centriole; centrosome. NCBI's taxonomy places the organism in Eukaryota, Metazoa, Chordata, Actinopteri, Salmoniformes, Salmonidae. The record is from RefSeq and is a predicted model, not a curated record. Bases 44 to 1261 code for a protein of 405 amino acids. The transcript has 7 exons. Gene Ontology annotation, biological process: mitotic spindle organization; smoothened signaling pathway; centrosome duplication.
CCGCAAGCCCAUCAGCCUGGGCUGUGGACACACCGUCUGCAAAAUGUGCCUGAACAAGCUGCACCGCAAGGCCUGCCCCUUUGACCAGACAGCCAUCGCCACCGACAUCGAGCUGCUGCCUCUCAACACUGCCCUACUGCAGCUGGUGGGAGGACAGAUCCAGAAGCUACUUGAGGCCCAAGGGAAAGGAGAGAGCUCCUCUCCAUCCACUGAGCAGGCAGCCAUCCAGACACAGACCUCCCCAGGACAACAGACCAAGAGAAGUGUUAGCAUCGCUGUUGGCACAGGUGCUAGUCUGUUCUGGGGCGUCCCUGUCGAUGCCCCUGCUCGCGAUGAGGAGCGCCCACAGCCAGAGUGGCACACCGACACAGGGCCUGGCGCUCCCGAUGGCAGCAGGGCCUCCUCUAGUCGGAGCUCUGGCAGUGCCAGCCUUACCCACAGCAGGCACAUAGAUGGCUCGGAAGAAGAGAGCGGGGUCAGAGAGAGACGGGUGUCAGGCACACCAUCCAACCAGUCAACGCACCAAAGGACUCAGUCAGCAUUUGGAGACUGUUCUUUCCAGAGUCCAGUGUUGGGGGAGAGUGCCAGCAUGUACUACCAGUCCCAGUCUCCACAGAGGGACGGCACCAAGAGUCAGGAGCCCAGGGCGGUGGAGGACGAUCAGCGGUUUUAUCAGGAUCUACUGGGCCAAGUGAACAGCCGUCUCCAGGGAUCAGUGAACGAGGAGGUCAAAGAGGAAGAAGAUCGAAGCACCUCGUACACACUGCGAGAGAGACACAGCUUGUCCCCUAGACAAGUGUCCCACUGUCAGUCCCAGCAGUCAUCCCCUAGCCCUGUUCCCGUCAGCUCCCGGAGGCCGGAGCCCAAAGGGUCAACGUGGACCUGGACUCUGCCGACCCCCGGGGGCAAGACCACGCGCAGCUCUGUAGAGAGUGCCAGUACCCUGGCCGGCAUCAACCCAGAGGCGGUCAUCAGCAGACUGACCCUCCCAGAGUCGAUGGGGACCAGCAUGUGGGGCGGCAGCGUGGACCUCAGCCUGGAGGCCAACGCCAUCGCCCUCCGAUACCUAAGCGACCAGCAGCUCUCCAGGCUCUCUGUAGGGGGAGGGCAACAGCCCCCCGGGGCCCGUCCCAGGUUCAGCCCCUGCACACUGCUCUCAGAGAAGCCCCCAACGGAGAAGAGCGCCAUGGGACAGAGCAGUAUUCUGUCUCCGAACAACAUGUCUUUAGCCACCCGCAAGUACAUGAAGAGAUACGGCUGA